Molecule: messenger RNA, 3198 nt
Organism: Colletotrichum fioriniae
Lineage: Eukaryota; Fungi; Ascomycota; Sordariomycetes; Glomerellales; Glomerellaceae
Source: RefSeq, a predicted model, not a curated record
AUGGCAUCCUACGGCCAUCAUAUGCCCGCUGCGGCUCCUCGAGCUGCUCACCCUGCCACCUAUGGCGCCCCAAUGCCUGCCCCUGUGGCCACGGCGCCUGCCGGCACAUUCACGCCCGGAACGAAGAUACAGGUCGGAGGUCACAGGGUAGUAAUCCAGAAAUACCUAUCUGAGGGUGGCUUCGCACACGUCUACCUAGUAAAGCUUCCGAAAGCCGUCGAUGGCACAGACAUGGCUGUCUUGAAAAGAGUCGCUGUCCCCGAUAAGGAGGCUCUACGCAGCAUGCGAAUCGAGGUCGAGACAAUGAAGAGGCUCAAGGGCCAUCGCCCUAUCGUCACAUACAUCGAUUCUCAUGCAUCGGAAAUGCGAGGAGGAGGCUACGAGGUGUUUCUACUGAUGGAAUUCUGCAACGGAGGCGGACUCAUCGACUUCAUGAAUACGCGUUUACAACACCGCUUGACCGAACCCGAGAUCCUACACAUUUUUACCGACAUAACGGAAGGUGUCGCCUGUAUGCACUACCUCAAGCCACCGCUGCUUCACCGCGAUCUGAAAGUCGAAAACGUCUUGAUCCUUAGCAAUGGAUCACAGAAGCGUUUCAAGCUUUGCGAUUUUGGAUCUGCUGCUCCGCCCAAACCUGCGCCCCAGACCGUCGUCGAAUGCAGACUUCUAGAUGAGGAUGUCCAGAAGCAUACCACCAUGCAGUACAGAAGUCCAGAGAUGGUUGACGUCUACCGAAAACAGCCCAUCGACGAGAAGUCGGAUAUUUGGGCUUUGGGCGUUCUCUUGUACAAGUUGUGCUACUAUACAACACCUUUCGAAGACCAGGGACAGCUGGCCAUUCUCAACGCGAGCUUCAAGUACCCCAGCUACCCCGUAUUCUCAGACCGGCUGAAGAAACUUAUUGAAGUAGCAUCCAUGCUGCGCGAGAGUCCUCAGGCAAGACCAAACAUCUACCAGGUCCUCCGCGAGGGAUGUGCGAUGCAAGGACGUGAUGUUCCUAUCCAUGAUAUCUAUGCCGGAAAGCAGCCCUCAACUCAACAGAGCAGACCUUCUGCUACGGAGAAGCCCCAACAAAAAGUCGGCGCCGUCUUCUCUCCGCCUGCUCAGCAGAAGGAGGCCAUUCCCGAUAUUGUUCCUAUGAGAAGAGGAAGGCUGCCGGCCGCUAGCCAGCAAACUCAGCCUGCCCAAGCAGCUAAACCAAGUCCGUCUCCCAUGAGAGUGACAAACGGAGACCCUUUCGCCGCUCUAGAUGCGCCGGCUACCGCCGCUGCGGCUGCGGCACCAUCCACAGCUAUGGCUGGAGAUGUGGAUGAAUUUGCGUCUAGAUUUCCGCCUGUCGAUCAAUUCUCUAUCCUCCAUGAGCAUGGUACAAAGUUCAAUUUCGACUCUCAUACACCACCACCAACGCAACAGCAGAGAGUCCCGGUCCCAAGGUCCGCCGACAGGUCGGCGGAUCAGUUCCCGACAUCCCAAUCCCCACCGAAGCACCAAGAACAGGCCAGACCGAGAACUGUCGCACCGGCAGUCACUGCUUCCUACCCGCCGCCAACGGUCAAGUCGCCUCCCCCAGGUACGGUGGGACUCACCAAGACAGCAUCUGCUCCUCCAAAGCCAACGGAGAUGAGCAGAGCGCACGCCAUCAUUAAUAAGAACCCAGAGCUGCAGGCGAUCUCUUCACAGACCAAGCCGCAGUAUCAGCCUCAGCCACAGCCGUCGAGAUAUGUGUCGACUGGGACAAUGACAGCUUCCCCUCCACCUGAACACAAGCCUCCGCAAGCGAUGCCCGUGUGGAAGGUGCCUACGACAGAUCAUCACCGGUCUACAAGCCUCCCCCGUCAGCAAGACCAGGCUCUACCGUUGCGCCCAGGGAAUGAAGAGGGGUCGCUUCCUCGCGCUCCCUCAUAUCAGCUGCGCCCAACGCACGUGCGACAUCCAUCAUCUUCUCGACCGUCGCUUGAAGGAGGUCGGCCAAGUUUGGAGCUGCUCGAUGCGAGUGCCCAGUCGAGAAGAUCCAUCGAUGGACGCCCGCGCCCCGUAAGCACUCAUUUGGAAUCAAAUCUAGAUUUCCUGCGAGAGAAAGAAGGCUCCUCGAAGCCUCUCCCUUCUCCCGGUCUCAUGUCCCCCAAGUUCCCCGAGAGGGUGCCAUCUCCUGCAGUAGCAGAACCAGAAGAGGAAGCACCUAUCGAGUCCAAUGUGGACUUCUUGCGCAGUAUGGAAGAGUCAGACUCGAAGAAGCGAGACUGGCACUCCAAGCAUGGCAAACGCGGAAGUCUAAGCUCUUUGUCCGGGACGAAGAGUAUGUUUGCUGGCAAAUUUGGAGAUGCGUUCAAACGUUUCGAGGGAAAUCAAGCACCUCCCCCUGCUCGGACUCCGUCGCCGCUCAAGCAGCUCGAACGGGGUAGUGUAUUGGACCCUAUUGAGGGAUCGGAAGCUACCGAUGGCCGAACCGAUGAUGGUAAAGGCCUGGAGGAGACCGAGGAUAUGACCCCGGCAAUGAGACGCGAGGUGGAGCGUUUGCGCCUUGAGGAGGAAGAACGUCGUGUUGAAGCGGCGGCAGCAGAGUAUCGCCAAAGAUUUACCAACCAAGGACCAGGUUCCGGCGGCCCCGGGUCGCUGCCAAAGAGCAUUGGAGGCGUUUCUCGGGCUGUCAGUAUCCAGAAUAGGGUUCAAAAUCUGCUGAGUGAGGGCCAGAAGUCUUCAGUCCAAGUUCCGCGCACUGCUCAGGGGUACGGCAUCUACACAGACACAUCCUCGCCCACCAGCAGGGACAAGCAGCUUCCUGAUAUCCCUAGAAAGCCAGUGGGCGGUGCCAAACCUCGCCCCAUGACACCGUCAAACUCAUCAGAUGUGAUGGUCAACAAAGUACGGCCCUCCGCAAAUGAGCCUGUUCCAACAACGGGACGGUCUACACUGGGGCCGAGACCAGUCGCACCUCGGAAGCCAAUGCAUCUGAACAGUUUGCCGACCGGUGGCAGACCGGGCUCGCCGCCAAAGCAGCCCCACCCGUCGCAUUCUAUGUCUUCUGAGCAUCUCGUAGGCGUGGGACUUCCCGGGCGACCGGUGUUGGAGAUGUCAGUCAAGGAGAAGGACGACUACGUUCAGGAUUUCUCGAAGCGUUUCCCUAGUCUGGGCUCGAUCGAGAUGGUGGAAAGAGAUCUCGCAGCGGAGGCGGGCGAGCAGCGAACUAGCAGAUAG